GGGAAAAGGAGCAAACAAGGAAAGACCCAAAUCAUUUUUGGGAUAAGCUGAAGUUGCGAGCUGAACUGCCAAUGAAAAGACUGAACUGAACUGAAGACAUCAACCGAGGACCAAGACGAGGAAAUGUUUUAGGAGCAGCAGCUGCAGCAUUGCGAUAAGGGAAGACCCGCACUAACCCCACAUCAUUAACAUAAACAUCGGCCAGACGAAGUCGCAAUGUUUCUGCCAGUGAAAUCAAAUCAUUCCGGCGAGGCCAGCGGGAACAACGAGGAUGUCACCACCACCAGCAACAAUUCCACACAAACGCCCAGCGAUCUGAGCCCACCGGGACCCAAUGAAGAGGUCCUUCCCCAGGCGCAUCACCAGAAUCCAGGCCACUGCAUCGCCUCCUUCGCAGCCAUUAACCAGAUGAGGAACAAUGCGCAGCUCUGCGAUGUUCGCUUGGAGGUGGGCGGCGACACCAUCAACGCCCAUCGAGUGGUCCUGGCAUCCGUAUCGCCCUAUUUCUAUGCGAUGUUCAACGACGACAUGCUGGAGCGCACUCAGGGAUUGGUGCGCCUGCACGACGUGGACAGCUCGGCGCUGCGGCAGCUGAUCGAUUACACCUACACCGGCGAGAUCACGAUCACCGAGCAGAACGUCCAGGUGCUGCUGCCCGCCUCCGGGCUGCUCCAGAUGCACUCCGUGCGGGAUGCGUGCUGCAAGUUCCUGCUGCGCCAGCUGCAUCCCUCCAACUGCCUGGGCAUCCGCAGCUUCGCGGACGCCCACUCCUGCAAGGAGCUGCACACGCGAUCCCACAAGUACGCCCUGCAGAACUUCCAGCAGGUGGUGGGCACCGAGGAGUUCCUGCUGCUGCCCUUCGAGGAGGUUCGCGAGCUGAUCUCCAACAGCCAGCUGAACAUUAGUUCCGAGGAGCGCGUCUUCGCCGCCGUUAUUAACUGGGUGAAGCACGAUCUGGCCACCCGGAGACUGCACAUUGCCGAGCUGAUGUCCAAUGUCCGGCUGCCACUGGUCAGCCGGGACUUCCUCAUGAGCUGCGUGGAAACGGAGACGCUCAUGCGCGACGACUCCGAGUGCAAGGAGCUGCUGCUGGAGGCCAUGAAGUACCACCUGCUGCCCGAGCAGCGCAGCAUAAUGGGCAGUCAGAGGACCCAGGAGCGUCGACCGGAGGGAAUGAAGCCCUAUGUUUUCGCGGUCGGCGGAGGCAGCCUGUUCGCCAUCCACAACGAGUGCGAGGUGUACAAUCCGCGCUCCAACUCCUGGAGUCCAGUGGCGCCCAUGUUGUGGCGACGAUCCCGUUCGGGAGUAACGUCCCUGCACAAGCAACUCUAUGUGGUUGGGGGCUACGACGGCGUCAGCGAUCUGGCCACGGCGGAGAGCUACAAUCCGCUGACCAACAAGUGGAGCAACAUCACCCCCAUGGGCACGAAGCGCAGCUGCCUGGGCAUCUGCUCCUACGACGCCUUGAUCUACGUUUGCGGUGGCUACGAUGGCGCCUCCUGCCUGAGCAGCAUGGAGCGCUACGAUCCGCUUACUGGGAUUUGGAGCUCCUGUCCGGCGAUGAGCACGAGGCGAAGGUAUUGCCGGCUGGCCGUGCUGGAGAACUGCAUCUACAGCCUGGGCGGCUUCGAUUCCACCAACUACCAGUCGAGUGUGGAGCGGUUCGAUCCGAGGAUGGGUCGCUGGCAGCCGGUGCCCAGCAUGACGGCCCGCCGGAGCAGCUGUGGAGUGGCCUCCACGGAUGGACAUCUGUACUGCAUCGGCGGCAAUGAUGGCACCAUGUGCAUGUCCAGCGGAGAGCGGUUCAAUCUGCGCCGGAACAGCUGGGAACCCAUUGCAGCCAUGCACUCGCGAAGAUCCACCCAUGAAGUGGUCGAGGUGGAGGGCGCCCUGUUCGCCCUGGGCGGCAACGAUGGCAGCUCCUCGCUGAACUCCGUGGAGCGCUACGAUCCGCGGUUGAACAAGUGGAGCGUGGUCAACGCCAUGGUGGCCCGUCGCAGCUCCGUGGGCGCCGCUGUCCUGGACUGUUUCCAUCUGGAGCGCGGACUGGUGCAGACGACGAACUUAUGACCCUUGGCCAGCAUCACGGAGUCCUUCGCCGCAGCCACAGUGAGCGGCAGUAGCAGUGGAGCCGUA
Drosophila takahashii is the source of this 2136-nucleotide messenger RNA. Its product is annotated as kelch-like protein 17. NCBI's taxonomy places the organism in Eukaryota, Metazoa, Arthropoda, Insecta, Diptera, Drosophilidae. The record is from RefSeq and is a predicted model, not a curated record. Gene Ontology annotation, molecular function: protein binding.